This is a messenger RNA of Nematolebias whitei (Rio pearlfish), 2307 nucleotides long. RefSeq names its product tnf receptor-associated factor 4a (gene traf4a). The transcript has 7 exons. The coding region runs from base 264 to 1676 and encodes 470 amino acids. The record is from RefSeq and is a predicted model, not a curated record. Gene Ontology annotation, biological process: activation of NF-kappaB-inducing kinase activity; positive regulation of JNK cascade; signal transduction. NCBI's taxonomy places the organism in Eukaryota, Metazoa, Chordata, Actinopteri, Cyprinodontiformes, Rivulidae. Gene Ontology annotation, molecular function: zinc ion binding; protein binding.
GUGUUCACUCUGUCAGACCUGCAGUCAGAAGGAGCAGCUCCGUUCCUGCAGCUGUCUUUGUUUCCUGCAGGAGGAGGAGGAGCGGCAGCAGGAGGAGGAGGAGGAGGCGCCUCCUGAAGAAGAGCCCCGAUCGGAAGGAGGAAAGAUAUGAGCUCCUCAUCCUCGACUUAAACGGCAGAGUCAAACGGACAGAGGAGGAGGAGGACGUUUUUUUUUUUUUUUUUUUUUUACCUGUGAGCCGCGCGCGCGGAGCCGCAGACAUCAUGCCCGGCUUCGACUACAAGUUCCUGGAGAAACCCAAGAGACGCUUCCAGUGUCCUCUGUGCAGCAAGGCCAUGAGGGAGCCUGUCCAAGUGUCCACCUGUGGACACCGCUUCUGUGACACCUGCCUGCAAGAAUUCCUCAGUGAGGGCGUCUUCAAGUGUCCAGAGGAUCAGCUGCCUUUAGAUUAUGCCAAGAUCUACCCAGAUCCAGAGCUGGAGCAGCAGAUCCUGGCUCUGGCCAUCCGCUGCAUCCACAGCGAGGAGGGCUGCCGCUGGACGGGCCAGAUGAAGCAGCUGCAGGGCCACUUCUCCACCUGCGCCUUCAACGUGAUCCCGUGUCCCAACCGCUGCUCCGUCAAGCUGACGCGCCGCGACCUGCCCGACCACCUGCAGCACGACUGCCCCAAGCGCAAGGUCAAGUGCGAGUUCUGCGGCAGCGAGUUUACCGGAGAAGCCUACGAGAACCACCAAGGCGUGUGUCCUCAGGAGAGUGUUUACUGUGAGAACAAAUGCGGGGCGAGGAUGAUGCGUCGCCUGCUGUCCCAGCACAGCAUGGCCGAGUGUCCCAAACGCACGCAGCCCUGCAAAUACUGCGGCAAAGAGUUCGUCUUCGACACAAUCCAGAACCACCAGUACCACUGCCCUCGCUUUCCAGUCCAGUGUCCGAACCAGUGCGGCACCCCCAACAUCUCCCGUGAAGACCUGGCCAACCACGUGAAGGACAACUGCGGCAACGCACUCGUCCUCUGUCCUUUCAAAGACGCCGGCUGCAAACACAGAUGCCCCAAACUGGCCAUUAGCCGACACCUAGAAGACACCACCAAGUCCCACCUGACCCUGAUGUGCAACCUGGUGGGCCGCCAGCGGCAGGAGAUCAUGGAGCUUCGACGGGAGAUGGAGGAGCUGUCCGUCAGCCACGACGGGGUUCUCAUCUGGAAAAUCAACGACUACUCCCGCAAGCUCCAGGAAGCCAAGCUCAGAAGCAACCACGAGUUCUUCAGCCCGCCCUUCUACACCCACCGCUACGGCUACAAGCUGCAGGUGUCGGCCUUCCUGAAUGGGAACGGCAGCGGAGAGGGCUCCCACCUGUCCGUCUACAUCCGGGUGCUGCCGGGAGAGUACGAUAACCUGCUGGAGUGGCCCUUCUCCUACAAGGUGACGUUUUCCAUCAUGGACCAGAGCGACCCGUCUCUCUCCAAACCCCAGCACAUCACAGAGACCUUCAACCCAGACCCCAACUGGAAGAACUUCCAGAAGCCCAGCAGCAGCCGCAACUCGCUGGACGAGAGCACCCUGGGCUUCGGCUACCCCAAGUUCAUCUCGCACGAGGAGAUUAAGAAGAGGAACUACAUUCGAGACAACUUCAUCUUCAUCAAGGCGUCUAUAGAGAUUCCCCAAAAGAUAAUGGGUUGAGAUCCGACCGUUUUUUGUUUUUUUUUUCCCGCUCACGAAGGAGUAAGAUGGGUUAAAGACUGGAACUGAUACUUGACCUUGAAAACUUCUUCACAUUUACCCUUUAGAGACUUUCUGUCCUCAGCCUCGCCCACCACAGAGCUAAAGUGAGUCUGUUUGGUCGUACGAGCUGGAUCGGAGGAACUUGUAUCGCAGAGGAGGAAGUGUUUGGUCUGCAGAACCAUCACUUUCUGGUCUUUCUUUUUAAUUCUUAUUUUUUUAUACGUUUGUUGACCUUUUCUCACAGUCUACAACUAAAAGCCUUUGAAAUCAAACAGUGCCUAGAGUGUUUAUCUUAAGUUAUACUUCUCUUGUUUCUGCAGUACUGAUGUUGAAGUUGAUGAUCGAUAUUGAAAAUGGGUGAAGGGCAUCGUCAAGCCGCUGCACAGAUGAAUAGAAUAGAAAUACCCGGCUUCUUUGGUGAUCUGUACUAGAGGAAGCUAAGCAGACUCAAGCUCAACUGCCUUUUGUUUACACAUACAUCGCAUACACAGUAACUACUCGUUACGUUUAUCUAAACACAAAUUAGGAGACUUGUCGCUAAUAAAAGAAAACUUUCAUGUUUUAACCAUUGAUUUUUUAUUGCUUUAAU